AGAUCACGUUUUCCAUUAGUCAGCUGAAAAGUUGGCCCACUUGUUUGAGAGUUGGGCAACCGGCUGAUUUCCGCUUCCUUCGCUUACGCUGGCCAGUGGAGUGAAGAUGGCGGCGGCAGCGGAUCGCGAAGUACCGUCCGCUCUGUGUAGCGAAUUUCUGAAUUUCUCAGCCAAGGACACAGCAGCGAAAUGGCUGCAGGUGAGCGACCUGCCCAGAGAGGUGUACCAGCACCUGGCACGCUACGUGCCCCAGAUCUACUGCCAGGGCCCCAACCUGAACCCUCAGAGCGAGGAGCUGCUGGCCCAGCUGCUGUUGCAGUCCCCCCUGGAGUGGUACCUGUGUGGAGAGGACCCCUCCACCGGCCUGGCCAAGCUCGAGCAGAACAACCAGCCCUCGCAGCUCUGCGGACACGUCUUCAAAGUGGGGGAGCCCACCUACUCCUGCAGGGAAUGUGCUGCAGACCCCACGUGUGUGUUAUGUAUGCAGUGUUUCCUGGGCAGCGUGCAUAAAGAACAUCGCUACAGGAUGACUACCUCUGGGGGCGGUGGCUUCUGUGACUGUGGAGACACGGAGGCAUGGAAGGAGGGCUCUUACUGUCAGAAACACGAGCCCAACAUCAGCGACAGCUCCCAGGAGGACCCUCUGGCCCACCUGUCUGCAGACAUGAUAGCGCGCACCUAUAACGUCUUCUCCAUCGUGCUGAAGUAUGCUGUAGACAUGCUCACCUGGGAGAAGGAGGAUGAACUUCCACAAGGCCUCGAACCACCGGAGCGAGCAGACACCUUCUACUGCAUGUUGUUUAACGAUGAGGUGCACACGUACGAACAGGUCAUCUACACCCUGCAGAAGGCUGUCAGCUGCACUCAGAAAGAGGCUGUCAGCUUCGCCACCACCGUCGACAGAGACGGGAGGAAGUCGGUGCGGUAUGGGGACUUCCAGUUCUGUGAGCAGGCCAAGUCUAUCAUUGUGAGGAACACCAGCCGCCAGUCGAAGCCCUUGAGGGUGCAGGUGAUGCACUCUUCAGUAGUGGCUCAUCAGUGUUUUGCACUCAAAGCCCUCAACUGGAUGGGACACAUCAUCAGACACUCAGAUGCCCUGCGGAGGAUCUUGUGUCAGGUGGGACUGCAGAAAGGUCCGGAAGGGGAAGACUCUAUGGUGGACACAUUCAUGCUCUGUGACUCAAAGAUGUGGAAAGGUGCGAGGAAUGUGUACCACCAGCUACUGAUGAGCAGUCUCCUCAUGGACCUGAAGUACAAGAAGCUGUUUGCCAUCCAGUUUGCCAAGAACUAUGAGCGCUUGCAGAGCGACUAUGUGAGGGACGACCAUGACAGGGAGUACUCGGUCACUGACCUCUCCGUGCAAAUGUUCACUGUGCCCUCACUGGCACGGAUGCUGAUCACAGAGGAGAACCUGAUGACAACCAUCAUCCGCACGUUUGUGGACCACCUGCGACACCGGGACCUGCAGGGCCGCUUCCAGUUCGAGCGCUACACUGCCCAGCAGGCCUUCAAGUUCCGCAGGGUCCAGAGCCUCAUUGGAGACCUCAAGUACGUCCUCAUCAGCCGACCCACUGAGUGGUCAGACAAGCUCAGGGAGAAGUUUCUGGAAGGACUCGACGCAUUCCUGGAACUGCUCAAGUGCAUGCAGGGUAUGGAUCCUGUUGUCAGGCAGGUUGGACAGCACAUAGAGAUGGAGCCAGAGUGGGAGGCGGCCUUUACCCUACAGAUGAAACUCACACACAUCAUAUCAAUGAUCCAGGAGUGGUGUGCUUCUGAUGAGCCGGUUCUGAUCGAGGCGUACAGGAAGUGCCUUUCCAUCCUCACACACUGCCACAGCGGCUUCACCGACGGGGAGCAGCCCAUCACACUGAGCAUGUGCGGACACUCGGUCGACACCAUCCGUUACUGCGUCAGCCAGGAGAAAGUCAGCAUCCACCUCCCCGUGUCCCGCCUACUCGCAGGUUUACAUGUCCUCCUCAGCAAAACAGAAGUGGCCUACCGCUUUCCUGAGCAACUACCCCUGAGUGAGCUGAGCCCCCCCAUGCUGAUAGAACACCCCCUCCGCUGCCUGGUGCUCUGUGCCCAGGUGCAUGCUGGAAUGUGGCGGAGGAAUGGUUUCUCAUUGGUCAAUCAGAUCUACUACUACCACAAUGUGAAGUGCAGGGUGGAGAUGUUUGAUAAAGACCUCAUCAUGUUACAGGCAGGAGCCUCCAUGAUGGAUCCCAACCAUUUCCUGAUGAUCAUGCUGAGUCGCUUUGAGCUCUUCCACAUCUUCAGCUCCCUCGAUGGACGCAAGAGAUACAGCAGAGAGAACGCCAACAAGGAUGUGGUCCAACAGAACAACACUCUAAUAGAGGAGAUGCUUCACCUCAUCAUCAUGGUUGUGGGUGAGAGGUUUGUGGCAGGUAUUGGUCAGGUCCAUCCGUGUGAUGAGAUUAAGCGUGAGGUUAUCCAUCAGCUCUGCAUCAGACCAAUGGCCCACAGCGAACUGGUCAAAGCACUACCAGAGAAUGAGAAUAAAGAGACUGGUAUGGAGAGUGUUAUCGACAGUGUGGCUUCGUUCAAGAAGCCUGGUGUAACAGGCAGGGGGCUGUAUGAACUGAGACCAGUGUGUGCAAAGCAGUUCAACCUCUACUUUCAUCACUACUCACGUGCAGACCAGUCAAAGGCGGAAGAGGCCCAGAGGAAGCUGAAGAGACAGCAUGGAGAGGACACAGCGCUCCCGCCUCCGGUGCUGCCCCAGUACUGCCCUCUGUUUGCCAGCCUGGUGAACCUGCUGCAGUGUGACGUGCUGCUGAGCAUUCUGGGAACCGUCCUGCAGUGGGCCGUCGAGCCCAGCGGGGGGCACUGGUCUGAGUCUAUGCUGCAGAGGGUGCUGCACCUGACAGGAAUGGCUCUCCUGGAGGAGCACCAGCAGCUGGAGAACAGUGAAGAGGAGGCAACGUUCAACUUCACACUCAAGAUCUCACGUCCUGGUGAGGCUCCCUCUAACUCUGCCAGUAUUCUGGCCCUGCUGGAGACCCUGCAGAAUGCCCCCCACCUGGAGGUGCACAAGGACACGAUCCGCUGGAUACUCAAGACUGUGGCGAGCAUUAAGACCAUGCGGGAGCGCACUGUCACCACUCCUGUGGCAGAUCAUGGAGGACAGAGCCAAGAAGAGACGGUGCGGGACAAGGACAAAGCGGAGAGGAAGAGGAAGGCUGAGAUGGCCAGGCUGCGGAGGGAGAAGAUCAUGGCCCAGAUGUCUGAGAUGCAGAGACACUUCAUCAACGAGAACAAGGAGCUCUUCCAGCAGACCAGCCUAGACGAGCUGGAGGCCUCCACAUCUACCUCAGCAGAGCACAGUCCGACGAGUGCGGACGCGGCGCUGGUGUGUGUGGGUCCGCGGCGGACACGUGUGUGUGAGCGGAAGCAGGUGGUGACGUGCAUCCUGUGCCAGGAGGAACAGGAGAUCCGCCCCGACGGCAGAGCCAUGGUGCUGGCCGCUUUCGUCCAGAGGUCCACAGUCAUGUCCAAGAACCGGCACCGCCCACCCCCAGACCCUGAGAAAUAUGAUCCCCUCUACAUGCACCCUGACCUGUCCAUCGGCACACACACAGGAAGCUGUGGACACAUCAUGCACUCCCACUGCUGGCAGAGGUACUUUGAGGCGGUGCAGGCCAAGGAGCAGCGGCGGCAGCAGCGGUUGCGUGUGCACACCAGCUACGACGUGGAGAACGGAGAGUUCCUGUGUCCACUCUGCGAGUGUCUGAGCAACACAGUCAUCCCGCUACUGCCUCUCAAAAAGACCUCCAGCAGCUGUGAGCAGCCCACCCUGGCCCCAUGGCUUAAGACGAUUGGUCAGCAGGUCAGGGCUCUUCAAGCCGCCCACAGGAAGGCCAAACCCAUCAGUGCGGAGUGUGUGGACACAGAGAGUGAGCCUGACUGCCCAGUCCCAGAGGGAUUUAGACUGGAUCACACUCCAAUGAGCCCCUACUCCGACACCAUCAAGGAGAUGUUGACCACCUUCGGCACGGCCACCUAUAAGGUGGGGCUGAAGGUGCAUCCCAAUGAACAGGAUCCUAGAGUACCCAUACUGUGCUGGGGCAGCUGUGCCUACACCAUCCAGUCUAUAGAGCGGCUGCUGUUGGAUGAGGAGAAGCCUCUGUUUGGGAGUUUACCCUGCAGACAGGAUGACUGUCUAAGCUCCUUGGUCAGGUUUGGCUCUGCAUGCUGGACUGCUGGCUGCCUUUCCACUGUGCAGACUCACUUUAUCAGACUAUUGGCAGCACUUGUUCCAGACCCCGAGGUGAAAAGUUCUCCCUGCAUUCUGGAUGUAGACAUGUUCCACUUACUGGUGAGUCUGGUGCUGUCCUACUCGUCUGUCCACUGUCUGGACGGCUCAGGGGUGUCUGUGGACGUCACUCAACUUCACUUCCUACACCUGGUCACCGUGGCGCACAUGGUCCAGAUCCUGCUUACCUCAGUGCCAGUGGAGACGACGAUGGAGCAGGAGAGUGACGAAGCAGAUAAGGAGGAAGAAGAGGCGGUGUGUCGUCUCUACAACACACUCAGGACACACCUGGGCAGUGCCUUGUGUGAUGUGAGCUCAGGGUGGCACCUGUGGCAUUGUGUGAAGGCUGGCAUCCUGCCCUACCUGAGGGCAACAGCUCUCUUCUUCCACCACCUCAACGGAGUGCCCACUCCUCCAGAGCUGCAUGUUCUCGGCCCUGGCCAGUGGGAGGCGUUGUGUGGAUACCUCCAUCUGCCAUGCAACCUUCUUCAGCUCUUCUACAUCCAUCAAGACCUAUUGGAACCCUUACUGCAAGGGUGGUGCUCUCACCCGGAUGUGAAACAGUGCCUACAGGGUAGCGGGACUCUCAUCAGUUUCCCUCGCGAAUCCAACCAGCUGAUUGAGCUGCCAGAUGAUUACAGUGCCCUUAUCAACCAGGCCUCCAGUUUCACGUGUCCUAAGUCCGGUGUGGAUAAGUCUCGUGCCCCUACGCUGUGUCUGGUGUGUGGGGCGAUGCUGUGCUCCCAGAGCUACUGCUGUCAGACUGAGCUGGAUGGAGAGAAGGAGGAGGUCGGGGCCUGCACCGCACACACCUUCGCCUGCGGGGCUGGAGUCGGCAUCUUCCUCAGGGUGAGGGAGAGUCAGGUGUUGUUCCUGGCUGGAAAGACAAAGGGCUGUUUCUACGCCCCGCCUUACCUGGACGACUACGGAGAGACAGACCAGGGUCUCAGGCGAGGGAACCCACUCCACCUCUGUCGGGAGCGCUACAGAAAGAUCCAGAAGCUGUGGCGCCAGCACAGCAUCACCGAGGAGAUCGGCCACGCCCAGGAGGCCAACCAAACACUCGUUGGCAUCGACUGGCAGCACCUGUGAUGGACACACACAAUCACACUCCCGCUCUGUCGUUUCUACACGAACACACACACACACACACACACACACACAAGCAAGUGCCCCUUUUUACACGUAGGGGCUCUGCACAUAAGGGCUGAGGUUACCAUGGUGAUGCCUCAACCUUCACCUCUCUCCCGCCUGUGAGCAGACGCGUGCAUGUAGUUCUCAUUGUACUCUCCUUUGAGCAGUCUGCCCCAGUAAAGACUGCACUGCUUUAUCUUUUCUGUUGGAUAUAUGAGUUAAUAUAUAAACAUAAUCUAUUUGAAAACAGACUCACUCAAACUCAGCCAUGACGCUGAGCUGCGGACGACGGGCCCCAGCCGCGAGCGAGCGAGAGCCCAGAGUCAGACUCCUCAUAUGAACGCUAUUUUGUAUUUAAUACUGAAGCUAGUCUGUCACUGCUUUCACACGGAAACAUGCUGGGGUUUGCCCCCCCCCGCCACCCCAAACAAGCACAACUCAAGCUCAAGCCCACACACACACACUGGGGGUUUUUGGUGUGUUGCACAGCGCCACCUAGAGGACCUGUCUGGGUCAUGCUUCCUCUUCCUACCCAACCCCACACUUAGAAAUUCCACUCGCUUCUAGAGCCUCCUCUGUCUGUUCCUGUUUCUCUGGCAUGUCUGUCUUUCACAGAAAGAUUCUGUCUGUCUGCUUGUCUGUCUGUCUAUAUCUUUCUCUCUUUCUUUCUUUCUUUCUUUCUUUCUUUCUCUAUCUCUUCUCUCUCUCUCUCUCUCUUUCUUUCUUUCUUUCUUUCUUUCUUUCUCUCUUUCUUUAUCUCUCUCUCUUUCUUUCUCUCUCUUCUCUUCCUCACACACUCGUCCCCUCCGUGUGUCCACCUGUGUCCUUAUCUUCUGCAGUUCCUCGUCAGGAGUGUUCACGUCUGAACGAGACGCCGGCCGGCCGACCGCAGGGUCAGUGGGAGCGUACACAUAUUUGUCACGAGUGCCUGCGUGUGUGAACUUUCAAAAAAGUUUUCAGAGUGAGAGUGUGUGCUUGGUGACUGGGUUUCUCUGAAUGUCUGUGUGUGGGCGUCUUGGGACGUUUUCAGGACCCUUUUUGGUUUGUUGUGUGUUUGUUUUUCUUUGCUCUCUCUCUAUCUCUGUCUGUCUCGCUCUAAUUUUGUAACUUGUUAAUGAACUCCCCUAACCUCACGUGAAGAUCCGUUUCUAGGUCGGGACCAGAAUAGGAAUCUACUAGGGUCAUCUCCCUGUUUGAGAGAAUUGGGUUUGAUUGGAUGGGAAAUUAUAAAUUGGACUUCAGAACUUUGGUUCAUGUGGAUAUCGUGCAUUGUGGGAAUCUGUUGUUUUUGUUAAAUGUUUUUUUUUUUUUUUUUUUUGUAGCAUUGACUUCUAAGCAGGAUAUAUAUGGUUUUUGUUUUUUUUGAUCUUCUACCAGGAGCAUUUGUUAGAACUUAAUCUUCCAAUUUUGGCCCCUGAAAUCAUUUCAUUCUGU
Messenger RNA from Clupea harengus (Atlantic herring), 6841 nucleotides. It is a transcript of the gene ubr2, whose product is annotated as ubiquitin protein ligase E3 component n-recognin 2. Gene Ontology annotation, molecular function: zinc ion binding; ubiquitin protein ligase activity. Bases 107 to 5365 code for a protein of 1752 amino acids. Lineage: Eukaryota; Metazoa; Chordata; Actinopteri; Clupeiformes; Clupeidae. The record is from RefSeq and is a predicted model, not a curated record. Gene Ontology annotation, cellular component: cytoplasm; ubiquitin ligase complex. Gene Ontology annotation, biological process: ubiquitin-dependent protein catabolic process via the N-end rule pathway; protein ubiquitination. The transcript is spliced from 48 exons.